GACCCGCAUUGGCAGCCGACGAUGACCAUCCUAGCCCUUAUUUCGAACAGACUGGCCAGCGCGGGGCCUAUCGACGUCGCCUUCGCUUCUCUUGCUGUAUGGCUGCUUCUCAAGACCGUCACGAGCGCUCGUCGGCAUAUCACCACUACCAAACUUAGGGGUCCCGCAGGAAAGAGUUGGAUGUAUGGCGUCGGGCGCGUCAUUGAAGAGUCUCAGGACUCUGGCUCGCUGUUUGAGCAAUGGGAGAAGGAGUAUGGACACGUGUACACCAUCCCCCACGCUCUGGGCAGCUCGCAUGUGAUUCUAUGCGAUCCAAAGGCGGCUACGCAUAUGUGGGCGAGGGACACGAUGAUUUACGAUCACCCCCCUGUCACCAAGAUUGCGCUGAAGAAUGCGAUUGGAGAGGGUGUCCUGUCAGCAGCGGGAGAGAGCCAUAAGAGGCAGCGAAAGGCUCUCAGCCCUGCUUUCAGUCACUCCGCUUUGCGGAAGGUUACCCCAGUUUUCGUUCAAGCGGCAUACAAGGUCGUCGAUGCAUGGACGUCUCAGAUAGAAACAGCAGAUAAUGGUGCAAUGAUCGAGGUUCAGGGAUGGAUGAAUCACAUCUCUCUGGACUCGAUUGGCCUCGCCGGCUUCUCGCACGACUUCGAGGCUCUCGACGGCAAGAAGUCGACCAUCGGCGAUAUACUCGACAUGCUGGACUCAAAGCCAUCCAAGACCAUCAUGCUUCUCUUCAUGCUCGGGUUCAUCUUCCCGUGGCUCAUCAAUUUGCCCGUCGAGCGGAAUCGUAUGCUUGCUCGUCUCAACGAGUCUAUGGAAAAGAUUUCGCUUGAACUGCUGGACCAGACACGUAGAGAAAAGGAGCACAUCGGGGUGGAGACGAGAUCCGUGUUAGGAUUGCUGCUCAAGGCCGAGAAUAUCGAUGCUGAGCUUCACUUAUCGCCCGCCGAGAUUUUGGCGGAAAUGAAAGUCCUGAUGAUUGCGGGAUAUGAGACCACCGCAGCGAGUAUGACGUGGGCACUGGUAGAGCUAGCGAAGCAUCCGGAUACUCAAGCUAAACUCCGUGACGAAGUUACUCAGAUCAAUGGGGACCCGACAUACGACCAGCUGCACAAUUCGCUUCCGUACCUCGAUGCCGUCGUUCACGAGAUCCUCAGGCUGCACCCUAGUGUACCCGGACUCACGCGUCAGGCUCUCGAAGACGACGUCAUCCCGCUCACCGAACCCAUCGAGGAUGCCACCGGCAACAUGGUCAACAGCCUCACCAUCGCGAAGGGCACCCUACUCACCGUAUCCAUCAACUACUUCAACCAGAGCGAAAAGUACUGGGGUGCCGAUGCCAAGCAGUUCCGUCCCGAGCGCUGGCUGGGAGAAGAAGGCGUCAACGCCGUUCGCGCAAAGGAACUUCAGGGCCAUAGGCACUUACAAACAUUCAGCGACGGCCCACGGACGUGUCUCGGCAGGCAGUUUGCCUUGACCGAGUUCAAGGCCGUCCUCGCAGUGCUAGUGCGCGCCUUUGCGUUCGAGCUCCGAGAUGGGCCGAGCACGAAGGUGGAGCUCACGAGAGGCUUGCUUCCGCGAGCAAAGGUAUCUGGCGAAGAGGGGCUGGACGUGCCUCUUCGCGUGCGGCGUAUUGACUGAUUAUAUCUCUUGAUAGCCUGUUGGUCUCGUUUCAACGUGUUGUACAUUCUCCCAACGCAUAUCUACUUACUCAGGACACUACUUCAAGCGACAGGCACUUAACCGGGUCCGCCUGAACGACUUCUCGAUUGGCUGAGUUUAGCACUUCAGAAUCCAGCAUGAGCAGAGCGCAUUCUUGGCGUAUUCUCGACUGCGUUUGGCCACAUUCAGUUGCGAAUUGGUGGACGAGUCGGCCCUAGAGUGUUCGCAUGUUAUGAUGACAGUUUGCUGUAUAGCACUGGCAGUCAUCGACACUUGUAUCUCCGACCGGGAUAA
Messenger RNA from Coniophora puteana RWD-64-598 SS2, 1953 nucleotides. Its product is annotated as cytochrome P450. Lineage: Eukaryota; Fungi; Basidiomycota; Agaricomycetes; Boletales; Coniophoraceae. Bases 22 to 1638 code for a protein of 538 amino acids. The record is from RefSeq and is a predicted model, not a curated record. Gene Ontology annotation, molecular function: iron ion binding; heme binding; oxidoreductase activity, acting on paired donors, with incorporation or reduction of molecular oxygen. The transcript is spliced from 11 exons.